Molecule: messenger RNA, 6193 nt
Organism: Betta splendens (Siamese fighting fish)
Lineage: Eukaryota; Metazoa; Chordata; Actinopteri; Anabantiformes; Osphronemidae
Gene: cttnbp2
Product: cortactin binding protein 2
Exons: 23
Coding region: 540-5315 (1591 amino acids)
Biological process (GO): regulation of synapse organization
Cellular component (GO): glutamatergic synapse
Molecular function (GO): protein binding
Source: RefSeq, a predicted model, not a curated record
CUACCACCUCACUGUGGUACCUCAGUGUUGAGGUCCGUGUGAAGGAACCAGGGAACGUGUGGUUGUGUACUGUUUGUUACGUGUGUGAGGCCCGGCUAGCUGCUGCUGCUAACUCCUCCUGAGCAGGAGCUUCUUCCUGACAACAGCAUCUCUGUGCUGUGAUACGGGGGGUUCGAGUUACCCUGUAAACAGCCUGGAGUUGAGGGAGUGAAGCGUUCUGUGAAGAGGCUGCAGCCACGCACACAUGAAGCCUGUAGGUGUGAGACGUGAACCUGAUGGUACCUGGACCUAAUGAGCUCACAUGACCGGACGUUAGCGAGACGCUGUGAGUGAGCAGCUGUGAACGGAGGCCCGGUCCGGAUCGGGCGCUGUGCUGAGGUUCCGUCCUCCGGGCAGUUCCACGCUGAGCGCUGGCACCGCGUUCUGCUCCUGAGCCACUCCUCGCCGACCGGAGCAGGGUUUUCCAGUUAUCCGUGGUAAUAAAAGGAACCGCGUGCUUGUUCUUCCAACACACGGCAGCGAAGAAAUGCGAGUUUAACAUGGAUAACCUGAGCAAACCCGAGCUGCUCACCCUGCUGAGCAUCAUGGAGGGAGAGCUGGAGGCUCGAGACCUGGUCAUAGAAGCCCUGAGGGCUCAGAGGAAGGAGGUGUUUCUCCAAGAGCGCUAUGGUCACUACAGCCUGACCGACCCCUUCCUGGCGCUGCAGAGGGACUUCGAAUGCGGGGUCCCCGGAGGAGACAAGGAGCGGCGGCCCCUGGGCUCCAGCCCCAUCUCCGUCCUGGAGGCCGUCAUGGCUCACUGCAGGAAGAUGCAGGAGCGCAUGUCCGCCCAACUGGCUGCUGCUGAGAGCCGUCAGAAGAGGUUGGAGAUGGAGAAGCUGCAGCUGCAGAGUCUGGAGCAGGAGCAUCGGAAGCUGACGGCGCAGCUGAAGGACGAGCGCGAGAAGAACAAGCACAUCGUGAUGAUGCUGGUGCGCGAGUGCAAGCAGCUCGCCACGCGGGUCGUGGAGGAGUCCCAGCGCUUCGACGAGCUGCAGGCCCGCAUGGACGAGGAGAGCCGCGCCUCCGGGCGGCUGCAGGAGGAGCUGGGCGCCGAGCGGCAGCGGAGCCAGCAGAUGGAGGCCAAGAUGGAGAAACAGCUGUCCGAGUUCGACACGGAGCGGGAGCAGCUGCGCGCCAGGCUGGGCCGCGAGGAGGCCGAGACCCACGGCCUGCGGCAGCAGGUGGAGCGGCUCAGGACUGACCGGGGCGACGGGAAGGAGUCUGCGGCCGGAGCAGAACCCGCUGCCGCCGGAGCAGAACCCGCUGCCGCCGGCGCAGAACCCGCUGCCGCCGGCGCAGAACCCGCUGCCGCCGGAGCAGAACCCGCGCCGCCCAAAGCCAAGGCGCUCACGUCUGUGUCUGUAGCCACAGAGCCCGUUAGCUCUCGAACAGCUUGGUGCCAAACGGACCUGCCUCCUCCCGAGGCGGAGGCUCCCAAGAAGAGCCCCCUCACCAUACCGGUCAAACUGGCCUCUGCCAACUAUGUGGGCCUGAGCCUGCCAAAGACGGCCGGCCGGGGCGUCGUCCACAGCAGUCCGGCCGGACCGGCACAGGCGGAGAAUGGCGCCGAGGGCCAGGUCUCCCACAGCCUGCCCGCCGGGGUCAGCCCCCGGGUCCAGGCAGCUCGCUAUAAGUUCCAGGAACAGGACCAAAAUGGUACAGCCUCCCAGAGUCCUCCAGCUCGAGACCUCUCUCCCACCAACCGUGACAACUUUGCCGCCAAACAGCAAGCCCGUCACACGGUCACACAGGUUCUCUCCCGCUUCACCAGCCCCCCCGCAGGAGGCGCCGGACCCCUGCGUCCCAGCCUGCCCCAUUCGGCCUCGGAGGGAGGCCCUUUUCCCAGCCGCCUGAGCCACCCCAUAGGCCUCAAGUCGCCCACGGUGGCCAGGAUCGACCGGGGAAACCCUCCUCCCAUCCCUCCCAAAAAGCCAGGGCUUUCCCAGACCCCCUCCCCUCCUCAUCCACCAAUCAAGGUGGUAGGGGACAGCAGCCGCUCCUCUGGGGCUGGGCUGAAACCGGCCACGCCCCAGCUGCCGCCCAAACCUGCCCUGGACCUGGUCCCAGCCUUGACGGCCUCUCAGGUGGGUGCCUGCCUCUCAUCCCGCUCCGCGGGGCCCGGCCGGGGCCCUCAGAGGCAGCCGGCAGCAUGCACAGUCAUCAUCCCUGCCACCGCUGUCAGUAGCCCCUCCUCCAUAAACCCCCCUCCCACCUCCUCCUCCGUUAGUGCUCCAUCCUCCCAUAGUCCCUGUGCGUCAGCGGGCAGCCCCAUGGCAACAGCAUCAGGCUGGUGUCCCUCCGUAGCCUCUUCUCUAAGCGGUGGUGGACCUGCUGCCCUGGACGGCGGGAUCCCCCGGCUCCUCCAUGCUGCUUCCCAGGGAAAUGUCACUUUAUUGUCAAUGCUGCUUAACCAACCAGACCCGACCAUCACCGCCAACACCACCACCUCUACGCCUACAAACACCACCUCUACCACCGCCUUGGAGAACAAGCCCGAUAACCUUGACCCAGACCACCUCUUCUACCAGAACCACAACCAAACCUCUGCCUUGUUUGCUGCUGCUCAGAACGGACACACAGACUGUGUGAAGCUGCUGCUGUCGUCAGGAUCGCCUGCUGAUGCUUCGGAUGAAAAUGGAUUCACACCUUUACACCUGGCUGCCGCCCACGGCCACAGCAGCUGUGUGGAGCUGCUUCUUGCUGCCGGAGCUGCUGUGGAUGCGGCCGCGUCCGGGGGACAGACCGCCCUGUUCCAGGCCUGCGAGGCGGGACGGCUGGACUGCGUCAGGGUCCUGCUGAACUGCGGAGCCGACCGCUCGUGCACCGCCACCGACGGCUGCACGCCGCUCCACGCCGCGGUGCGUUCGGGACACGUGGACACGCUGCGUCUCCUGCUCGGGCCCCGGACCGGCGCCGACCCCUGCGUGACCCCGGAGCUGCCUGCUGCCCUGCUGAACCAGGCCAACGGCGACGGCUGGACGGCCGCUCACAUGGCUGCUGCCCUGGGCCUCAAGGAGUGUCUGGAGGUGCUCUGCAGCCACAGUGAGCAGGACAUAGAGAGGAGGGACAAGUGCAAUCGCACCAUUCACGAUGUGGCAACAGACGACUGCAAAGAUCUUCUUGAGAACCUCUACUCGUACUGGGUCCUGGUCCAUCUCCAGGGUUCAGGUGGAGGAGGAGCGGGGGCCAUGUGUCCAGUGGAGGCCUUGGAGGAGGAGGUGAAGGGAGGCCUCGGCAGCCUGUGGGUGCUGGGCAGAGUGUCGGUGGACCGUUCAAUGCGCUGGGCUCAGCUGGGCGCCGUGCUCACACAGGCCUUCGCCUCCCACCUCCAGAUCCUCUGUGGCCACUGUCAGACGGGGAGGGAGGAGGCGCAUCGCCCCCCGCUGGGCCUCGGUCCCGCCAGCAUCGCCUCCGUCCUUAUCGGAGACACUGAGUGGUUGCCAGGUCAGGAGCUGCCCCUGUCCCCCUGGGAUCUGGUCAGGAAGCCGCUCAGUCAGUGCAUCACCAUCCGCCUAAAAGGCCUGUCUGAAUGCUGUCUGGAUGAGUUGGCUCUGGAAUCCCUCUUCCCCCUGCCGCUGCUGCACAACUACGUCCGCCUAGUGGAGCAGUACGGUAACCUCAUCUUUCACGGGCUGGAGGGCAGCUGUCAGGAGUACAUCGCUAACGUGGUGGCGCGCUGCAUCAAGUCUAAGCAAGAGGUGGGGGGGCGCUGCUGUGACGUCGUGAGGGUGGAGGUGGAGGAGAGUCUGACCAAAGAGCAGCUGCUGGAGACUUUCAUCGCCUGUGGCUUCCUGGUUCCAUCUGUGGGGGGGGGGGGCAGGGUAUCACCUGGUGCCACUGAUCUGUGUGUGGUGGUGCUGCUGGAAGGACUGGAGAAGGCUUCAUCCCUGACAGGCCUGCUGGGAGACCUCUGCCACAGUCUGGACAGCAGAGGUGCUUCAGCGCUGGUCCUGAACACCGGACCCCACCACUUCCGUGAGGGCAGCUUCCUGAUUGCAACGCUGUCGAAGCCCCGGCUGCAGGGAUCAGAGCUCCGCCUGCAGCAGCAUUUCCGCUGGGUGACUCUUCGCUGGGACCAGGAGCCGCUGCACGGCCUGCUGGGAAGACAGCUCCGCAGGAAACUGAUGCACAAGGUGGGGACGGGGGCUUGGACUCCUGACGGCGUCAUGGAGCGGUCGGUUCUGUGGGUGGCCCAGGUCUGGCAGCAGCUCAACGCUUGUCUCUCUCGUCUGGGGACCCAUGAGGCUUUGCUGGGCCCGCAGCUCUUCCUGUCCUGCCCGGUGGUUCUGAACAGCCCCCAGGCGAUCGUCAGGUGGCUGGCUCGGCUCUGGAACGCUGUGGUCGUCCCCCGCGUGGAAGAAGCCAUCAUCUCCCGAGUAACGACCAAGCGCUCCUCCUCUUCCUCCAACACCUCCUCUUCAUCGCUGUUGCAGCAACAGUCUCCUAGCAACUGUAGGCUGAGUCCUGGGCAGCAGGCUGUGGUGAAAGCUGCUCUGAGCAUCCUGGUCAAUAAGGCCGUUCUGGUGGGCUGCCCUCUGACUCGACGCGAAAUGGACAAGUAUCUGCUGGAGUUUCGUGGCGGGAGCUUCCCCCUGUCAGCCGUCAGCUCCUAUAAAGGAAGUGGUGGCGUCUGCGGCAGGAAGGGGCGGGACAACAACAAGCUGAGACGAUCCAACACCAGCCCGCGGAAGAAGGGAAGCCCGGCCUGGAGCUGUGGAGGUUCCUUCAGAGAGGGUUCACUGUCCAACAGCGACGUCAGCUUCAACUCCAAUGGCAAAGUGCAGAGGGAGCCGGUGGGUCUGUCCGUCUUCUCCGAUGACGAGACGGAUUUGAUCCGGGAGCUACAGACCAUGUGUUCCAGCAGGUCAGAGCCAGACAUCAGCAAGAUCUCUCGGGGCAACGAAGACUUGAUUCCAUUCGUCAGAGAGACGUCUCCUCGUCCUGAGGCCGAGCAAGAAGCUGCCGUCCAGCAGCGAUCGCAGACUGUGGCUCAUGAGUCCAGCUGCACUUCCAGCCAGGCAGCCGUCCAGCGUUCAGGCCCUCGUGCUAAAUCGCAGCUCCCCAUCCCCAGCAGCAGGGGGCAGCAGACACGAGCCUCCAACAGCAGCAGCAGCAGCAGCAGCAGCAGCAGCUCUAUUCAAACCCAGACGACCCCCAGCCGCAGCAGAAAAAAGCAGACUCCAACCUGCAGCAACAGCAACUACCGCAGCGCUGACAACCAAUCACACGAGGACAUUUGGAUCCUCCACAGAGACCUGCAUGAAAACAAGUAGACAUCUUCUUCCCCAUGAUUCCCUCCAUGGUGUAAAGACUAGGUACCUGACGACCUUUGACUUUUAGUAUUUGUACUCGUUAUCUGUACUUGUUACACUGUUCUGCAGUUGUGUACUUGGGGACCAUAGUUUUAUUCUAUUACAGUAUUUGAAGUUUAUCGAAGGAUUAAAAAAAGGGUUUGGCAAGAUGUGACACGAGUGAACUAACAGAGAGUACUGCAGCAGCUCACGUCCCUGUCGCCUUAUUCCACUGUAUCUUCCUGCUUCUUAAGGGACGGUCUCGCAAGAUGCAGUGUGAAAGAAACAUACCGAAAUCAGAGCUGGGAAAGUAUUUGACAGGUGGAAAUCGCCUCAAAUGUGGCUACUAAUCCGUAUUUUUGUGAUCUUAAAGUGAAAUACUGUGCUUCUACUGGUAAAAAGCCACUGAAGAGUAACUGACGGUACUCACGCAGGUGUUACCUUUUGGUGAAGUGUUUUGGAUCAAAGAGACGAGCAGGUUUUUAUUUUUUCUUUUGUCGUUUUUGCUAUCAAGUAUUUUGAGAUAUUCAAGUGUUAUCUUUAAAUAGUCGCAAGGUUGGUUUAAAUACUGCUGAAAUUAAUCAGGGUUUUACCAAAUAUAUUUGUAAAUAAGAAUUAGUAUGUUUAAGUGCUCCAUGGAUUGGUGUAUGUGGUAUGAUGCUUGUACAGUGAUGAAACUUUAAGGCAAAACUGCUGAAAAACAAAAACAAAUGUGUACAUAGUGUUUGUAAACGAGUUUAGUUCUUAACCCUUCACUUGUUUCAAAGUGAGUGGGAUGUGGCAAUAAGUACUAGAACUGUAUAAACACAGGACGUCCUCUGUCAACUGUAAGCCAUAAUAAAUAUUUUAAAUACCCAUCA